CCUCAUCUUUCUCUGCCCAGGAUGACCAGCGGGCUGGUGUACGUGCAGGGGGACAGCUGUGAUUCUGGUAUUGCAACCUUGGAAGAAAAAGAGGAUUCUGACUGUCAAGAUGAGGAUUCUACUCUAGAGAAUAAUUCAGGUGAUGAUGACAGUUCCAGCAGUGACUCUGAAAGUGGCUCUGAGAGUGACUCUGACACAGUGGCAGAUGAAGAUGAAUCAAGCAAGGAACUAGAAGACAAAGCGUCUGAGUCAAAUUGUGUUAAAGCAGAGUUUAACACCCAACAACACUGUGAAUGUUGCAGAAUUCAGCAAGUGCAGCAAGAGCAAAUAACUCCCAGAAGAUUCUCCAGAGGACAAUUCUGGUUGCAGCUUGAUGCUGAAGGAGUUUACCAGUGUGCUGUCACAGGCUUAAUCUUUGAAGUUACCAAAGCUGCUGUCAUUAAAUACUCCCUUUUGUCUUGGAGCAAGUUUGCCAAUUACAUUAAAGAGCCCUGGAUUGUUGGAGGCCCUAUCUAUGAUGUCACAUGUACAUCAACAUCCGUCCUAACCUCUAUUCAGUUUCCACAUGCACUCUGCCUGAAUGAUCGUUUAUCAGACACAACCUUCAAAGUGUUCCAUUUCAAAAACAAUGGUCCAGAAUUUGAGGGUUCCAUUGAUCAUUCAGCAACUCAUGUCAAAUGGAAAGUGAGCUCACUGUCUCCUGUUGGACCAGUUCUUCAGAAUGGUGAUCCAGUAUACUACCAUGGGGUGGUUCUUUUAUACAAAGCAGUCAAUGAUCACCCUUCCUUAUCAUUCCGUGUGUAUGUGGCAAGUAACAAUGACUCAUUUAUAAAGGAUGUCUCAAAAGCAGUAAAACUUUCUGGUAAGAAAUUUAUUAAAAUUGAGAAACCCCCUUGUCAGAAAUUACUCCAACGUGGGAAGAAAUACAGAUUAAUUAGUGAACCAGAAGCUGAAAUAACUCCUGAGGAGAUUGAAUUUGUCGAUGACUCUCUUCUAAAAGUGAAAAGUUAUAUUGAGGUGUAUUUAGAACAGCCAGUAGAACUUACAUUAUCUUUGAUGGAACUGGACUCUGAAGAAACUGUGUGGAAAGCAAAGCUAAGAGAAUGUGACUGGAUCCAGCAAAUUCAGAAUGACAAUGAGCAAAGAAGACGCAUUAGUGUCAGUAAAAGACGAAAAACUAGCAACAGUUUGUCAGAAGAGGAGUUUUGCAAUAAACGGGUGAAAGGUAACGACACUACAGAUGGGAUGACAGUGAAAACAGUAUUAACAGAUAAGCAGCUGAUGACCCUUGCAAGGAAGAUGGGUAAAGACUGGAAAGUUAUUGGCAUUCAGUAUCUUAACUUGUCCAUUGAAGAGAUCGAGCAGAUUGAAGCAAAGGAGGAAGACAUUAAUAUGUAUAAAUGCAAGAUGUUGCGGAAAUGGAGGGAUUCUGAAAAGAAUAUGGGGACUGCACAAUGUUUAUAUGGGUGCCUUAAUGGUCACACAUCCCAUGAAGUGAUAGAAACUCUGAAAGGGUUUUUGGAACAGACACAAGCUCAUGAAGAAACAGCUUGAAAAGAAGAAACAUCAGGAUACUCUCUUGUGUGGACUUUCCAAAUGGAUGAAAAGGAAUUUUGUUAUGAGCUGUCAACUGUUAGAAAUUCUGGCGGGCUUCUGUGAAGUUAUAAGAUGACCUGGCCAAUUGUGGAAACUUUGGGAUGAAAUACAUUCAGGGAAGAAGAAAAACUGUGAACUGAUGUAAAUAGAAACAUUUUCUGAAACAUUCCUACCCUCAUAUGCUCAGCCAGGGAGCAAAUUUUUACUCACAGCUUCUCUAAAAUGUUUAACCAAGCCUGGCUGUUGGAGGUUCA
Messenger RNA from Heteronotia binoei (common prickly gecko), 1850 nucleotides. Its product is annotated as caspase recruitment domain-containing protein 8-like. Gene Ontology annotation, cellular component: THO complex part of transcription export complex. The record is from RefSeq and is a predicted model, not a curated record. NCBI's taxonomy places the organism in Eukaryota, Metazoa, Chordata, Lepidosauria, Squamata, Gekkonidae. Gene Ontology annotation, biological process: signal transduction; mRNA export from nucleus; regulation of DNA-templated transcription elongation. The coding region runs from base 22 to 1554 and encodes 510 amino acids. The transcript is spliced from 16 exons. Gene Ontology annotation, molecular function: protein binding.